AUGGACGGUUACGUAAACGUCAAUUUCUUCUGGGGAGGUAAAAUCAUAAAACAAGAUAACGAUGUUCUCUACACCUUAGAUCCGAAAGAAAUGAUGUAUGUGAAAUUGAGCAGCUCACUUGAAGAACUACGAGAUAUGUCUGUUAAAUCGGACGACGAUGUUCGUAGGAUGUUAAGUAUCCCCGAGAGAUUUCACUUGGGUGGAGACGUAUCAUUGUUUAUCGAGGCCGAGAGUAUUGCUCAACCCAGCCAACACUAUGGAGGCGAGUAUGGGGGGAACUAUGGACAAACCGGACAAACCGCUGCAGGUGGCCAAGUUUCAAAUUAUGUUGAAAACUACGGUUGGAGUUUUGGAGGCGAUUAUGGGGGAAACUAUGGACAAAGUCAGGGCAUGCAAGGGUGGUCUAGCGGCUACAACUACGGGACGAUUGGAGAGUAUGGUGGUGGCUCGAGUAAUACGGGUCGUUUUGUUGUUGAAGAGGUUGUGGACGAGGACGAUUUGAGUGGUUGA
Molecule: messenger RNA, 510 nt
Organism: Daucus carota subsp. sativus
Lineage: Eukaryota; Viridiplantae; Streptophyta; Magnoliopsida; Apiales; Apiaceae
Exons: 2
Coding region: 1-510 (169 amino acids)
Source: RefSeq, a predicted model, not a curated record